Messenger RNA from Pseudomassariella vexata, 1987 nucleotides. RefSeq names its product Neurochondrin-domain-containing protein. The transcript is spliced from 2 exons. The coding region runs from base 300 to 1721 and encodes 473 amino acids. The record is from RefSeq and is a predicted model, not a curated record. Lineage: Eukaryota; Fungi; Ascomycota; Sordariomycetes; Amphisphaeriales; Pseudomassariaceae.
AAGACAUCAAGCGAACUUUCAUGAUGAUUUGCAUGACCGGGACCAAACAGCGGCCACCCAACGAAAAUGCCUUUAUUGGCUCCUCAACGUUAUUACAUCUUCGAAUAGAGUACUCCCUAUUGGUUCCAGCGUUGUGCAAUCCAAAGAAACGGGUGUCUGUAAAAGCGGCGGCAGGGUAUUGGCAGUCCAAUCUCUUCAGGAAGAGCGCAUGAGCUCCGUCUAAACCUCCUAAGAUCCAACCUGUGUUAAAUACCACGUGGACAGUUCCAGUUGCCCACUUCCUUCGAGACUUAAUCAAUAUGGAGAAGCAAAGCGAGACCAACAGUCCAUACAAGGACAAGACCAUCCCAGCCAUCCUCAAGCUGAUGAAAGCCAAGGACGACACGACACGCCUGGUAGGCCUCGGUGCACUCCGGUCGCUCCUGGACAACGAACCCGAAUUACAACGAGACAACAAAACCCUCGCUUUUCUAUGGGACGCAGUGUCUCACAAGUUUCUUGAUCGUCUCUUGCGAACCAAAGAUCCCUACAGCAGAGAUAUCGCUGUGAAUGUCAUUCGCGCAUUUGCCCAGUUGCUUCCCAAUCCAAAGCCGGAUAGCCUCCUGAGACGACUUCCGAACUUGGUCCAAGCUAUGGUUCCGAGCUCGGAGGAAUCCAUGACCGCCAUUCUCCAGACACUAGUAGCUUUUGUGAACUCCCCAGAAGGCAACAAAGCUUUCCUCGAGCUGGAUGAUUGGACCCCUUUGAUCGAGAACGCGCCAAAUCAGGAUUUGGUCCACUUAGUCUUCACCCUAUCAUGGCUGUCAGUCCCCCAGGGGCAUCAAACCGCCGUGAGGGGCAAGAUCGACGAAGCCCUGUCAGGUCUGGUCGCAGCGUUCAAAGGGCAAGACGCCAUACCCUUGAUGGAACGAUUAGGCCAGACCCUAGGACUUCUUCCCAGAGAUUGCGUUCCACAGGACCCAAGCUGGCUCAAGCCUUUGGUGCAGUUCAUCCACGACGCCGCAUUCAACAAGCGCAUCACCCCGGAAGGUCGCCACGCGUACACAUGCUGUGCCACAGCACUUCUAAUGACCUACGGAGAACGCACAUGCUCCAUGUUAUUCACACGGGAGAAAUACCUAUUCAUCAGCCUGGUCCUCGUCGAUAUACGAGCCAGCAUGCCGUCGUUGCUCAGCAAACGCGGAACCCCUGGAUACGAACCAGCUUCCAGCCGAGUAACCUUCGACUUGGUGAUUAUGAGUGAGUUCAUCAAGUAUCUCCUCGACCAAGCCGACAAGGACGAACCGAUAUUUCAAUUAUCGGCAGACCAAGUCCUGGAGUUCCGCAAGUCGGCAAUGGAGACACUGUAUAAUGUCGUCGAGUACCUCGGCGAUUACUGGGACGCUAUAGAGGCGGAACGGGCUGGAGGAUCGGAGGUGUCAUCGGCAUCACGGAUCAAGGGGGAAAUAGCACCUGAAGAUGGCAAGAUGGACACGUCAUUCGUGGUUGCCGCCUUGGGGGUUCUGAGUGUAUGGUUGCCGGAGGACGACAGCACUGAGCUGAGGGAAAAAGUGGAUGCUUUGCCUACUGACUUGUUUCUAGAACUGUAUCAGAUACCGCGGUAUCAGGAUCUGGUUCUAAAUGUCAUUGAUCUUAAAGUAGAUGAUGAUGGGUCUCCAUUGGCGACUCGGAGAAAGGCUGGAAGUGGUUCGCGCACCCACGAAGUUAUUGCGGAUAAGUAAUCUGGCUUAUGAGAGCAAGCAUGGACUCAAAAAUAAGGAGUUACGGGGCUCUAGGAUUCAAAGCUAGCAUUGAUCUUGAUUUGUAGUCACACAAAUAUGACCAAUUACUCGUACUUGAAGGGGCUCCACUGGGCUUCGGCUUAGGGCCAAGAGAUGUUGGAGCAGAGGAUUCCAUGUAUCGCACAUACGAGAUAUAUCUGAAAGAGGUCGACCAAUGAGUUUAUGGAGCUACACCUAAUGUCACGCUGAAUAAACCAGCUACUCGG